AAUAAUAGGUGGGAAUUAGGGUUUUUCUCAUGUAAAAGGACGAAACAAAGGCAACAGAAGAUCUAGUUUCAGGUUGCAAGAGCAUAGCAGUGGUAGGGAAAACGGCAACCCCUUAGAAGACAAAAGCCAUGGUUCACGUUUCCUUUUACAGAAAUUAUGGGAAGACGUUCAAGAAGCCGCGUCGUCCGUACGAGAAGGAGCGUCUGGACGCGGAGCUGAAGCUGGUCGGAGAGUACGGGCUACGGUGCAAGAGGGAGCUGUGGAGGGUGCAGUACGCCCUCAGCCGCAUCCGCAACAACGCGCGUAACCUCCUCACUCUCGACGAGAAGAACCCGCGCCGGAUCUUUGAGGGAGAGGCUCUCCUCCGCCGCAUGUUCCGCUACGGUCUCCUCGAUGAGACCCAGAACAAACUCGAUUACGUCCUCGCACUCACUGUCGAGAACUUCCUCGAGCGCCGCCUCCAGACCCUCGUCUUCAAGUCUGGCAUGGCCAAGUCCAUCCACCAUGCUAGGGUUCUCAUCAAGCAGAGACACAUCAGGGUUGGUAGGCAAGUGGUGAACAUCCCAUCUUUCUUGGUGAGGGUUGACUCACAGAAGCACAUUGACUUUUCACUUACAAGUCCCCUGGGUGGAGGACGCCCUGGAAGAGUGAAAAGAAGGAACCAAAGGGCUGCUGCUAAGAAGGCCGCAGGUGGAGAUGGAGAUGAAGAAGAUGAGGAUUAGACUAUUAAUUAUGUCCAUCUCCACUGCAUUUACCCAUUGUGUCACCUUUUACUUUACGAGCCUAGAUUAUGGUUUUUGAUUGUUAUACAUUUUCAUUCUCGGUUCCUUGUUUGGGAAAACAUUUUGUUUGACAUAUUAUGUUUUUUGAAGUUAUAUAUUUUAAUGUAUCAAGAUUUUCAUUAAA
This is a messenger RNA of Vigna angularis (adzuki bean), 906 nucleotides long. Its product is annotated as 40S ribosomal protein S9-2. Gene Ontology annotation, cellular component: cytosolic small ribosomal subunit. The coding region runs from base 129 to 722 and encodes 197 amino acids. Gene Ontology annotation, molecular function: rRNA binding; structural constituent of ribosome. Lineage: Eukaryota; Viridiplantae; Streptophyta; Magnoliopsida; Fabales; Fabaceae. The transcript is spliced from 3 exons. Gene Ontology annotation, biological process: translation; positive regulation of translational fidelity. The record is from RefSeq and is a predicted model, not a curated record.